Rattus rattus (black rat) is the source of this 1184-nucleotide messenger RNA. It is a transcript of the gene Pdcd2l, whose product is annotated as programmed cell death 2 like. The record is from RefSeq and is a predicted model, not a curated record. Bases 36 to 1136 code for a protein of 366 amino acids. NCBI's taxonomy places the organism in Eukaryota, Metazoa, Chordata, Mammalia, Rodentia, Muridae. The transcript has 8 exons. Gene Ontology annotation, cellular component: cytoplasm.
GUAGCUCACGCUGUCACGUGGAGAACCCAGUUGUUAUGGCGGCCGUCAGGAAGCGGGUGCUGCUGGGACUUCGAGACUCGGCGGUGAAGGGCUGCCCCAAGGGACCCGCCGCCUGGACGGCUAGCAAGAUGGGCGGCGUUCCGGACGCCCUGCCGGCCGUUACUGCCCCGGGCCCGCGGUGUGGCCGCUGUGCACAGCCGCUCACGCUCGUCGUGCAGGUGUACUGCCCGCUGGAAGGCUCCCCGUUCCAUCGGCUUCUGUACGUGUUCGCCUGUGCCCGUCGAGGCUGCAACGACAACCAGACGCGCAGCUGGAAGGUGUUCCGCUCCCAGUGCCUGCAAGUGCCAGAGAAAGAGACUCGGAACGGACAGAAUCAGGGUGAAGGCCUUGCAGCUGAGAACUGGUGUGAGGGCUCACAUGACUGGGGAAGUGAUACCGAGGAGACGCCUCCGCCACCACCCCCAUCAGAUUUGGGAAGGGAUUCUAAUGAUGCCAGAGCGCUAGACUGGACUGACAAGCUCCAAGCUCUUCACCUGCAGGACAGUGCCCUGGCUGUUUCCUGCCCUUCCCCUUCAGGGGAAGGGCCCUCAGUCCCCACGGAAGUGCCACAGUUCCAGCCCUAUUACAUCAGUGUUGCCGAAGAGGACGAGUAUGGCAACGCUGCGGAUCUUGAUCAUGCCCACAGCCUCCUGCAGGAGUACCAGCAGAGAGAAGGUGUUGACAUGCAGCAGCUGCUCUCCCAAGGAAUUUCUAAUGGUGGGGAUGAAAAAUACGAGAAGACCAAAGUUAGCAGUGGAGAUCCAACGUUUUACAAGUUCAUGAAGAGGAUCUCUGUUUGCCAGGAGCAGAUUCUGAGGUAUUCAUGGAGUGGAGAGCCUCUCUUUCUGUCCUGCCCCACAUUUGAAGUCUCAGAGGUCCCAGUCUGCAGUGUCUGCGGAGGCCAGAGGGCGUUUGAGUUUCAGCUUAUGCCAGCACUGGUCAGCAUGCUCAACAGUGCUAAUCUAGGUCUCACUGUGGAAUUUGGGACGAUUCUGGUUUACACCUGUAAGCAGAGUUGCUGGCCUCCAAAUCAGCAGAUGCCCGUGGAAGAAUUCUGUGUUAUACAAGAAGACCCAGAUGCAUUUUUAUUUAAGUAGAACACUUCGUCUUAUUUAUACAAAUUAAAACAAGUUUUCAUAUUCAAA